GAAAAAAACGGUUCCGACUCGGAUCCAAGCAAGUUUUUUUGAACCUGGGUCUAUCCUGGUCCCAACUUAACAACUCAUAACGCAUCACAAAUGGACUUGCAUAAGUUCUCCCUUUCUACUCGUCCGUCUCUUUUCCUAGUCAUCUUUUUGUCUUUAGUCCACCAAUGGUAACUUGGAAUCUUUGAAUCAACCACCGAGAAAACAUUCCUUUCUUUCUUCUCUUAUGUACACGAAGUAUAAAGUUGGAGCAAUAAUAAUAAAUCCUUCCUUAAAGGCCUUAUAUCAAUUCCAUUAAUUUUUUCCCUCUUUGGCUUUUAGAAUGAGUACUGAAGAGCUAAUGAGCUAUUGACCAUCACCCACUUCGAGCUCAAGUUCCCAUUUGAGCUUAGAAAACCAAUCUCAUGUUCAUUUGAGUUGCUUAACAGAACAGAUAAUCACGCUGCCUUCAAGGUUAAGACAACUAAUCCAAGGAAGUAUACUGUAAGGCCAAACUAUGGCAUCGUCCUACCUAGAUCGCGGUGUAAUGUUACAGUUACAAUGCAAGCUCAAAGUGAGGCACCGCUCGAUAUGCAAAGCAAAGACAAAUUUCUUGUACAGUGUGUGAUUACUCACCCUGGUGCGGCACCUAAAGAUAUCUGCCAAGAGAUGUUUAAUAAGGAGGUGGGAAAGUAUGUACAAGAAUGCAAAUUGAAAGUUGUGUAUGUUACGCCACAAAGACCACCAUCCCCAGUCCCAGAAGAACCUGAAGAAGUGAAUUCACCACCUAUCACUUCUAAACCGGAAAAGAUGACUCAUAACGAGUACUCUGCACCUAGGGUUCAAAUUUUGAAAUUAGUGGAAGAGCGGGAUACUAUUAUUCAAAAAAAUGGCAAACUGCGACGAGAGUUGGCAAUAUGCAAAAUUUGCACGGAUUCACAAAAAAAAAACAUUCACAAACAUAGGAAUCUUUGAAGCGAAGAGAUCCACAAAAGCAUGCAACGGUUCCCAUUCUGUAUGCUUUUCUGGUAGGUUUGAUUGGCAUUCUAAUGGGGUGCUGUUCUUCUUAAGAAAGUACUUGUCAAGUCAAAGGGGGCUGGUUUUGAUUUGACGUGAAAUUUUGGUUUUGACCCUUCCCUAGCAAUAUGUACAUCUUGAGACUGGUUGCAUCGUAACCUUAUGUGUGAAAAAUGAAAAUUUAUACGUAUUACUAAAAUGGGUGUCUAGCAUGAGGAUUCAAAUCAUUCCCCCCCCCCCCAUUCACCUGGUGGAAAAGAAAACCAAGAAAAGCAGCUGACCUAGGAUAAAAAAAAUUACUACGCACGGAGUAUAAUAUUAUUACUGUCAUUAUUUCCCAUUUUAUUUGUUAUUCCAUUGCCCAAGGGCGUAGCUAGCCGUGACUCUAUAUCGCACGGCCGGGGGCAUUUUUGUAAAUUAAGUGAAAUCAUAGUUUCGUUAAAUGAGCAUUAAUGUACGUAUUGUGAGUAUCUAAUACGUAGUAUAUUCUAGUGAGUAUUGAGAGUGUAAUAAUGAACAUCAUGAUAUCGGUUUCAUAUGUUAUAAUUCAGGGAUAAUUUGAGUUUGCACCCCAUUUUAUUGUCCAAAUUAGACUUUGCAUCCCCUUUUUUAAAAAUUUUUGUUUUUGCACCUCAACCCCAUAUGAAAAGACAAAAAUGUCCUCGAUCAAGAAUAUGUUGGAGGCCAACAAAAUUGUCAAUGGAGGGGCAUUUUUAUCUUUUGCUAUAGGGUUGGGGUGCAAAAUAAAAGAUUUUUAAAAACGGGGUACAAAGUCCAAUUUGGACAAUAAAAUGGGGUGCAAACUCAAAUUAUCCCUAUAAUUCACUUUGCUUUUUUUUUUGUUUUUUAAAAUAUCAAUGAUGAACCCGUAUGAAUCCAAUAUGUGAAUUUAACGUAACAUUAUACUUUUGAAAGAUGCACGGAUAUGACGUUUUAGAAUGAGUAUUACAAAAAUAUCAAAUGAAUAUAUAUAAAUUAUGAAAUGAGCAUAAAAAUUUUCAAAAAAAUCAUUUAGAAUCUCUAUUAUGCUCAACUUAUCAUUUGUGUACUUCAUUUAAAUUCUCUAGUAUGCUAAAAAAAAUAUUUGUGUAUGCUCAUUUGUUUUUUCUAAUAUGCUCAAAUAUUCAUUUAUGUAUGUUCAAUUCUUUUAAUCUUUAUGCACAUUUAUUAUUAAUAUUUAAUAGUAUACUCAUUUUUAACUUUUAAAUAAAUGGGUGUUCCCAAAAAAAAAGUAAAUAUGGUGAUGGCAGAAAUGGUAGACUGUGGAAUCACCUUCAAGUCGUCCAUUAUCAGGUAGCAAGCCCCCUCUUGAACUCGCCUGUGCGGUUCAUAUCAUGACCGGCUGCGGUAGAUUGUGCUGCCGUGGGAUUGACUGGAGUGACAUAACUUAUCUUUCUAUCCAAGGUAUGCCUACAGUUGGGACAAGACAAGUCAUUUUCUUGGUGUCGGAGCAGCAGUUGUAGCAGCUAUUCACAGGUAGAAUGACAUUGUCUCAUCAUCAUCGGCCAAGAGGAGCGUUAUGUUGUUGCUGGAGGAAGAAAGGGAUUAAUUGUAAUUCAUUGUGAAAAUAUUCGGUUGUGCGGUGAGCAUCAUACAACCGGUGUACGAUAUAAUUGGUGGGCACGGGUUGGGUUACUUGGGUAGGGUAGGGUAACCUUAAUACCUUAUAAUAAAAGGAAUUGCCGGUUCCAUUGACCAGGUAGGUUCGGGCAGGGUGUACAAAUUCUCCUAGUGGUAGGAAUCGAACCUUACAUGUCGUGUUUGAAACAAGUCGGUUUGGUUUAAAUUUUCAGUAUUAGUUACUAGCAGGGGUGGAUUUUCGGGGGGGGGGGGGGGACCGCCCCACUUGGACUAUCAAAAAUUUCUACUAUAUAUAUAUAUAUAUAUAAUAUUUUAAUAAAAUUUUCAUACUCUACCUAGAUUCGCCCCCCUUAACUUUUAGUUUCAAAAUUAAUAUGUAGUCUUAC
This is a messenger RNA of Cuscuta epithymum, 2960 nucleotides long. NCBI's taxonomy places the organism in Eukaryota, Viridiplantae, Streptophyta, Magnoliopsida, Solanales, Convolvulaceae. The record is from the annotation of a GenBank genome assembly.